GUAAGUUAUAAAGUGAUUAAUCUUAACAUUUUUGUAUUACGCUUCUUUUGUGUCCUUCCUUAAUAGCAAUUUUUCAAUCAAAAUACACGAGUUGGAAGAUGCAAGGCGAAUGGAUAUUAAUAACGAUAAAGAAUCAGGAAAUUUUUUACCGUACAAAGCACAGCUGGAGAACGUAUUAAAAAUAAAAGUUAAAAAGACGGGAUUGUAUUAUGGCUUAAACACAAAAGGUCCAACUUAUAACACACAAUCCCCAAAUAAUCGUGGAAUGUUACUAUUAAUUAACAAUAUUAAUUUUAAAAUGGGUGGAAAGGCAGAAAACGAGGAUAACGUAGAUCACGAGAAUAUUAAGGAACUUUUUACACAACUCGGUUUUAUUGUUGUAGAAGCCAUAAAUAAAACCAAAUCAGAAACGGAAGAAAUCGUAAUAUCGUUCACUACUAAUCCAGAUUUAGAAAAAUACGACAUGUGUGCCACUAUUGUUAUGAGUAAUGGUGAAACAAAAGAUGGACAAACCAUGAUUGAAACUAUUGAUGGUGAAAAUUUAAGUACCAAAUGGAUUGUAGAACAAUUUUAUGAAGAUAAGUGUGAAGGGAUGAUUAGUAAACCGAAAAUUUUUAUAUUUCGGUGCUGUAGAAAAUCUUUCACAGACGGUAUACAUAGCGACGCAUAUUUGUUUAAACGAAAAAUAAAGGAUAUCCUAAUUUGUUAUUGUACUAUAGCAGAUUGUAAUAGUUGUCGGGUUAUAACUUCAAGUUCAUGGUACAUCAAUGACCUUUGUCAAGUAUUUAUGGAGAAUGCCCAUGACACAGAUAUAGAGAGUCUUUUAAAAAUGGUCGAUCAGAAACUAAGUGUUCGCAAUGACGGAAAUUAUUGGGAAACCAGCUGCUUUCGUAGCAUUGGUUUUAAGGUUUGCUAUUUAAAUCCUUGUUGAUUUCUGCUUGUUUACUACUAAUUUGUUUUCCUUGAAAAAUAAGUA
This is a messenger RNA of Onthophagus taurus, 976 nucleotides long. Lineage: Eukaryota; Metazoa; Arthropoda; Insecta; Coleoptera; Scarabaeidae. The record is from RefSeq and is a predicted model, not a curated record.